GAGUGUUACGCUGUGGACGCCUGCCAUUGUCUUUAUUUCCCUAUUUACACACCCAUGUUGCCCUAACGCUGACGGAGACGGUUUCCUCCAUACAAGGCAAUGAGAAAAGAGUUUGGUGAGUGCGUGGUCUGUGCCCUUCAUGACAGCUCGUCUGUCCUCUGGGCCUGACUCCUGCAGCCGAAAAAAAUCUCGGGAGGUGUUGAUACUUGCGAACUAACUGUCGCCUUUGAGAAACUUACGUGUGAAUACAAAGAAAGUUCAAUGUGUGUGCAGUAAUAUGACACAGAACGGAGGCAAACAAGGGAAGUGUUGGCAGUUUUCCCGAAGGUAGAACUACUGUAAAUAAUGUGCAGUGUGACCUUGUCUUGCCCCAUGCACGGAGCGCCACCGCAACGUGUGUCCCAUGCAGAGAGCAGCCAACACCCAGCACGACUCACGCCUACCAGGACAGCAGUCUGGGAAGAGGAUGUAGCGAGUGUGUGAACGGAAUGCUUCCCUUGCUACUGCUGCUGGCCACUGCCCUCACGCCGUCCGGAGGGCUGGCGGGGGCGGGGACGACUCUGCAAGAGCAGCAACAACAACAACAACAACAUCAACAGCUUCAACAACUGGAUGUAAGUGAGGCCGGAAGGGCAUCAGCUACCCCUUUGUGGCAACACAGUUCUGUUUUCGAUGGCAGCUCUCGUUUGUACAGCCACAAGCACGUCCGCCACAAGAAGGGAGAGGGACACGCCGCUACCCCGUACUUCCACGAGCCCCACCAAAACGCCUCCACAGUGACGGCCCAGCUCGGCGCCACGGCUUACCUCACCUGCCGGGUUAGCAGACUCGACGACAAGACGGUUUCGUGGGUGAGGAGAGAAAAUGGGAGAGACGAGAUUAAACUGCUCACCUGGGGACUUCACACCUACAGCAAUGAUGACAGGUACAGCUUGUGCCUGGAGCAGCCCAACAACUGGCAGCUGCAGAUCAAGUACACACAGCGGCGAGACGCGGGGACCUACGAGUGCCAGAUAUCCACGCACCCCCCCAUAGUGCUGCUCGUGCACCUCAACAUUGUCUCUCCGGUGGUUGACAUUCUGGACGAGCGUGGCGUAUCAAUCAAAGAGCAGUUUUACAAGUCUGGCAGCACCAUAGAAUUGGAAUGCACGAUUAGCCAAAUGCCUCAAGCCCAAACCUUUAUCCUCUGGCGACACGGAGACCACAUGCUGAACUACGACACGUCCAGGGGCGGCAUAAGCGUGAAGACGGACAUGAGCAGCUCAGUCAUCGUGUCAACGCUCUCCGUCGCCAACGCCACUUCCCGGGACACUGGAAACUACACGUGUUCCCUCGGGGACGUGGCCACGGGCAGGGUGUUCGUGCAUGUCCUCAAUGGCGAGCAGCCUCAGGCCAUGCAUGGGUCCAGCAGGGCGGACCUGUGCUGCUUCACCGUGCUUCUGCUGUCACUCCUGCCGCCGCUGCUGACGCUGCUCAGAUGAUCCCCGGGUCCCUCCCUUCAAGCACCAGUAGAGGCUGCCUAAGGGGACUGUGCUGACUGCGUUGUUUUGUUUCCUUAAACUGUUUACUAUCGAUUAACAGACUCAGUAUUAACGGAUACCAGAACCCUCGGAUAUUCCGCAUUAACUGACCACCUUUUCCCCUAUUAGUCCGUCAAGUCGUAAGUUAACAGUAUUUUUAUUAAAUAUUGAUUCAUAACUUGUGGGGAUGAAGAUCAGCGAAGGACUCGAUACACUGUAUAAA
Eriocheir sinensis (Chinese mitten crab) is the source of this 1743-nucleotide messenger RNA. RefSeq lists its product as uncharacterized. Gene Ontology annotation, cellular component: neuron projection membrane. The transcript is spliced from 10 exons. Bases 489 to 1481 code for a protein of 330 amino acids. The record is from RefSeq and is a predicted model, not a curated record. Gene Ontology annotation, biological process: synapse organization. NCBI's taxonomy places the organism in Eukaryota, Metazoa, Arthropoda, Malacostraca, Decapoda, Varunidae.